This is a messenger RNA of Austrofundulus limnaeus, 6103 nucleotides long. Its product is annotated as trinucleotide repeat-containing gene 18 protein. Gene Ontology annotation, molecular function: chromatin binding. NCBI's taxonomy places the organism in Eukaryota, Metazoa, Chordata, Actinopteri, Cyprinodontiformes, Rivulidae. The record is from RefSeq and is a predicted model, not a curated record.
UUAUUCCCCAGUUUACCUUCGGACCAGAUCGACAUGGACUACUCCAGUUUUAUCAGCAGCCUAGAUGGAUUUUUGGAGAAACGCUGGCAWUUUUAGCUUCCUCUUCGACAUUUCUCACCAGUGAAGUCAGCAGCAUGGCUGAAAAGGAGUCCGAAUCGCCUGGUGGGAAACUAAAGACAUUAAUAUUACUAUUAUAGCCCCAAACUGGCUAUUUUUCGUUCCUGCGGAAUACUAUCCGAACGAACUUUCCCCUCUGUGGAUAAUGGAUGGCAGAGAUUUCGGUUCUUCUCGAUCCGUCCACGUCCCUCCUCCGCUGUUGUCGGGGCUCGCGAUGGAGACUCACCGACUCGGAGCAGCGGCCGCGGCCGGGAGGAUCCCUCCCUCGCCCGGCCACUUGGGUGCGAGCCACCCGCCGCCUCUCCACUCCGGGAAAUAUUUGUCUUCGGCCGUCAACCUACAUCCACACCACGGUGACACCUUCGCAGCAGGCUCCACCCCCUUCCUGUCAGGUUACCCAGGCCCCUCCCCGCUGACCUCUGACCCUGCAUACAGAUCAGCCAAUCCCAGUGGGCUUCAAAUGGCCCAGCUCUGGGCAUCACACGCUCAUGAAGGUUAUCCCCCUCUUUCAAGCAGCCUGUACACCAGUCCAUACCUGUCCUUGGGACACCUGGAGCCAUCCUCCCUGUCCCAGCACCCCCUCUACGACCCUCAUAAAGAUGGAUACUUCCUGCCAUCCUCAUUGAGACAGUCUCCUCUCCACCCACCGUCUGCCACAUCGACCACCUCGUCCAGCUCCACGCCCCCUCAAAGACCGUCCCGGGAUGGGGGUAGGGACAGAUCUUACCGGGCAGAAAGGGAAAAGGACCGAGAGCGUUCGCGAGAGGAGCUACGACCGCACAGCGUGGUUGACCUGACGCUGGAGGGACGGAGCGAUGAGGACCGAAGGGUGGGCAGAGACCGGGAACGAGACACAGAUAGAGACAGGGACAGUUGGUCCUUCCAUCCUCACCAGCAGAAGUCCCACUCCCAGCCUUCCACAGCAGAAACCAGAUCCAGACUGUCACCUCCACAGCCCUCUUUUCCUCCCAGCGGGGGUGGAGGGGACAGCAGGUUUGUUGGGACAGAAAAGGACAGAAGGGGUCGGGAUGAGGAGGGCACUUCUCGACCCCACCACAACCAAAACUCUAACAACAGUUCAAACUCAGACCGGCAGAGGAGGAACGAGUCUGUGGCCACAUCAGGCGGGACCCUCCAUGUCUCCUAUGUCCCUCCUCCUCUGCAGCCGUCCAGUGCUGGUCUCCCCCACCUUUCUGCCCUCCGAGAACAAAUCAGAGAGCAGCGAGUCAGCGCGACUACAUAUGUGCCUUCUGUUGAGGUUUUUGAUGAACGGGCGGGGCCCAUCCAGAUCGCCUCGCAGGCCCGUGACAAACACAAAGACAGAGAACCUGAAAGGGAGAGGGAGAGCUACAGGUUUCAUGAGAAAAGCCUGAUGGAGCAUCCUCGCCUCUCUCUGUCCGGCGAUGUGAGCAAUCAAAGAGAAGAAGGGUCUGUGAUCUGUUCCAACGGUUCCUUAGUUAAAAGAGGUCAGGACACUUCUUUCUCCUCAAGUCAAUCACGGUUCAGCCCAGAGACCAGGGAUGURCCCAAACACUCAAUCCGAGUCGGCGUUGAGCAGAUGGGGGCAGACCCUAAGUGGAACGCCAUCAGCCCGUUGGCGAACUACGCCACAAAUCACAUGGCUGCUCUAGCAGCUCAGCACGGACACYCACUCUCCUCUCCACACAGCCAGCAGACACAAAAGUCAAACUCCCCUCAGACGUCCCAUCGACCCAACAGUUCACAGUCCUCCCCACAAACACACUCCUCCCAACAUGGACGUGCAGGUGAGGAGUGCAGUCAGCGGCGCUACCUGGACCAGUCGGUGCUCUAUCGCCCCAGUAGCUCGCUGAUGAGAGCUUCUGGCUGCGGAGAUCGUGGACCGGGUCUGGACUCUUCAGAGGUUUCAGCCAUGCAGAGUCUGAUUAAAUACAGUGGGAACUUCCCUACAGAAGGCCCCGUUUCUUCCAGGCACAUUCUGGACGGACGAGGGUCUUUCGGCGGUUUGGGUAACCUCUCGAUGGACGCCGAGCGGGACAAAGAGCGAGAGAGGGACAGAGACAGGGUUGCUGUUGGAUCGAGUAGUUCGGGGGCAGUGAGGAUGCCCCCUCAGCUGAAGAGAGAACAGGAACGGCCCGACAGCGCCCGGUCAUUUGGGCGUGAGGGGGAGGGAGAGGUGCGGCACCCUCCUGUUGGGAUCGCCGUGGCCGUGGCCCGGCAGAGAGACAGCGGGAGCAGCAGUAAACCAACCAGCGGAUCCUCAGACACACCACGACCCCUGCUGCAAACCACUAUUAAAGAUGAGGAGCGAGGAGAGGAGCGCGCUCGCCACCACAACGACAGACUGUUGGCUGCUCGUCUGGAUCGUGAGCAGGAGAAAGUCAUCAGAGAGUCCAAGAAUCUGCCUGAGUUUACUCAGAUGCAUCCCUCCCCUCUGCCUGGAGGCUUGACACCCAGUAUGAUGACACCCAGCCUCAUGACCCCCAACCUCAUGGUCACAGGCGGGGCUGCUCUAGCAGGGGCAGGGCGGUGGCCUCCCGACCCCUCAACUCUGACCUCUCACCCAUGGAUGCCCCGGCCUGGAGCCCCAUCAGUCUGGCUGUCCAGCUCUCCAUACGGCCUGGGAGCCUCCUCACUCCACCAGCCUCUCCCCCCAGGCUACCCACCCUCUCUGCCAGGCUCCAUACCCCCUCCCUACCAGUUUGCCCGAGACCCUCAGACUGGGCAGCUUAUUGUCAUACCUACUGAACACCUGCCACAUUACGGAGGUGACGUCCUGGAGCGUGGAGCUCAGGUGUGGUCGGGUGUUUAUGGUACGAGCAGCUCUCUGCAGCACGCUGCCCAGCUGCAGCUCCUCUCUCAGCACCAGAUGAUCCGGCAGCAGGAGCUGUUCAUGAUCCAGCAGCACACAGCUCAGGUCCUGGAGCUUCAGAGGAACGCACAGAUAGUCGAGCGGUUUAAAGCCAGCGAACACCGGCCAGAUAUCGAAGACAAAGUAGACAAGCGAAACACAGACCCUAAAGUUCGAGCCUCUUUGAUUUCUUCCCCCUCACCAGUCCUGCAUCCUCGCAAACCCACCCCUCCCCCUCGAUCACCCACGCCAUCCACGUCCUCCCUCACCCCGCUGCCUCCCAUCCCCUCUUCGGUUGCCCCCAUCAAGUCAGAGGAAGGAAGGCAGAGGCGUCUCUCACACACGCCAAAGCCCCUGAUUCAUCCAUCCUCUCCCCGCUCAGCCUCUCCACCUCCAUCCUCACCACGACGGCCAAAACAGGAGGUGGCAGAGGAUGGGGAGGGGGGCUUGAGGGAAAGGCAGAAGCCAGCACCUGCACCGUUGCAGGGCCUCUACGCUGACCUCCCUCCAGGUUACCCGUACCAGUCCAUCACAGCCCCGUACGGCGCACCUUUCCACCCUUAUCACAUCUCCACAUCAACAUCUGAGAACACAGAUCGCUCCUGCUCUCCUGCUGUAGCUGCAUCUUUACCCUCAGCUCACCACCACUCGAGGCUGUUGGAUGAAGAUAUCAAGCCACAGAAACUAGAACCAACAAAGACUGGAUCCUUUCUUAAACGAGAACCCAACGAGGAGCAGUAUCGCCCUGAUGUGACACCAGAGGCACUCGUAGUGCUCCGUCAAAGCCACAGCCCUGAUCAGGCCAGUCGAUAUAUUGAUGUAGAAAGACAAACCCCUAAAGCCCAACCUCUGCACGCCCCAAGUCCUCCAACACAACAAGCCAAAGGGCUACAAGUCAGGGAGGAAGAACAAGAAGGGAGUCCAGUUAAAAUGGAGGUGUCAUCUUAUUCAUGUCAGGCAGCUAACGUCCUGUCUCCUGCAUGUGCAGAGACUGAGCCUAAACCAGAGCUCCUCAAGGAUUCAGAACAAACACAUUAUCCAUCAUCCAUCACUGCAGAACCGGACAGCCAGGACCCAGCUCAGAUGUGUGUGUCAUUAGAACAAACCACUAGCUCUGUGUGUGAACAGGAGCAGCCUGACACUUCCUGUCUGAAAGAGAGUACCUGUGAACCUCCUGCCCUUGGCUCUCCUGUCCCGCUCCUCAUCCGCCCAGAGGAUCCCAUGGGCGGCAUGUUUGCCCUGAUAACAGCGAGCGAGAUGGCCCAAGCCCGGUCCAGCUCACCAUCUCCCCCAACGCUCCUGUUGCAGGUUGAAAAUCCACCUGCUGGUUCAGACUUGAGCAGUGCAGGGUCUCUGGAGAUGGUGGCCCUGGAAGGAAUGGCCCUGCUCAGCCAGAUUGGCCAACAUGAGGCUGAGCCCAGCGUCCUGGAUGAAGAUCUGACAUUGGAGGGUUUAGCUUGUCUUCUUGAGGCAAGCAGGCAGGUUCUGUUGGAAGCCAUAGAACAACAGUCCCACAUCGCUCUGCUGAGAACUCUGGACCCCAACAAGAAGUACAGCUGGAGGCAGAGGAAGGAAGAACCACUGUACAGUAAAAUGUCAGUGGACAUGUUGGACGCUGUGGAAGUGGAGUAUCGUGUCCGCCUGGCUGAACUUCAGAAGACGUAUAAGGAGAAACAAAGAGAGCUGAGCAAACUGCAGAGACGCAGAGACAAACGUGAGCGGCAGCAGGAGGAUGAGAGGAGGAGUCUGACCAGACGUGGUCGAGGAAGACCCAGGAAGAGGAAACACUUAAUCACACCUCCCAAACUGGACAGCAGGCCUGGGAAGGCGGGUAGGACAGUUCUAUAUUCAGAAGACUCUGAGGCCGGGGAAGGACAGAGGAAGAGGUUUCGUGUGUCCAGAGACGGAGAGGAGACAGAGACAGGAAGUGCAGGUCUGAAGGUGAAGAAGAAGAAAAAGAAGAUCUGGAACGACCAAGAGUCGUCCAGGAGUCACACUCUGGAGGUGCUGAAGGCAAAACGUGGCCUCAUGUGCGAGCAGGAGCAGCUGGCAUCAGACCUCGACAGAGCGCUCUCGCUCUCACAGCUCGGCUCUCUCUGCGGUUCUCGCAAACUUCUGUCCAGCUCAAAGUUAGAGAAGUCCAAGAGUAAAUCUGCUGACAGUGGACUUAAAGAUCGGGGCAUCCAGUCCUCGAUUAAAGGAGGGAAACUCAAGCUGAGUGCCAAAACUUCUUCAGAGACUGUUCGGAAGGUGAAAGGUCAGAAGAAAACAUCUAUGUUCUCGCCCAUGAGAUCUGAGCUCAGCAGUUGCUCCAAUAACUCUGACUCGGAGGAGCCCAUUUCCGCCCGGGGGGGCUGGCCUCCUCUAUCGGCAACGCGUUCCCAUGGCAACCAGACCAGGAAGAGGCGGUCGCCAACUUCCCUGCUUUCCAGUAAGAAGUCUCAGAAGAAGAACCACAAGCACUUAUCGCUGCUGCUGGAGGAGGCGGGCCUCAGUUCCUCUGACGACUCCUUUGAUCAAGAGACRUCAGAGGACGAGCAGGAGGAUGAGGACGAGUCGGACUCCGACGAUGGUGGCUGUGAGGAGAGCGGGCUGGGACUGCUGGCCCAGUAUGCAGCGAGCGCGAUACCUGCGAGCCCCGCCCCGCUCAGGCUACUUCAUGAUGGAAAACGCUGCAGGCAAAGCACUCUGGGUUCAUCUGAGUGUGAGUGGUCUGACUCCGGCUCAGACUUGAGGCAGAGAAAGUUUCCUUCUCUGCUGCAUGGGAAGCGUGCCGCCCCCGAGCUCCCCCUCCUGCCUCCGGCGACCCACCGAGCCGAACAGCCCAGCCCCACCAAGAGAGACGAAGCACUGCCUGUCAAACGGAAGCCUCUGGCCAAGCCCCGCCCCUCGCCUCGCUCACAGCGGAGGUUCAGCUUUGACCUCGCCGCCGGCUUCGGGGGCUUCAGUGAGGACGAGGGCUGGAACCGCCGGCGCAGUGAGAGGAUCUUUCUCCACGAUGCCACCACCACAGCCAGUCAGAUGUGUGUCUCUGCCUCUUCCUCCACCAGUCAGAGCUGCUCCUCCUCCUCUGGCUCAGCCCCACCUCUCACCCCAAAGACCCCCUCCAAACCCAAAACCGCUCCACCCAGCCGGGACGGCAAAGAUGUGGUGAAA